Messenger RNA from Ilex paraguariensis (yerba mate), 938 nucleotides. The record is from the annotation of a GenBank genome assembly. NCBI's taxonomy places the organism in Eukaryota, Viridiplantae, Streptophyta, Magnoliopsida, Aquifoliales, Aquifoliaceae.
CUUCUCCAAGGAGACACACAAACUCUCUCUCUCUCUCUUUCAUAAGUGACAUAUACACACAGUGAUUGAAAACCAACUCCACAAUUGGUGAUUCAGCUCAAAUGGGCAAGAAAAUGAAGCUUCCAUGGGAAUGGCCAUCAUGCAGGCACCCCAAGACCCAUUCUUUCCGAGCUGGCAAUGACAUGUUCAAGACGGUUAACUCAAUCUUCUUUGGCCCUUCUGAUGCGGUUGAAACACCAGAGUCUUACUUCACAAAGUCCUCAAAGUCUGCGAGCUUUUCAAAUGAGUCUGAACAUUACUCUGAAGAGGUGCCUUUGGAAACGAUUAUAAGCGGGGUUCGAUCAGAGAGGCUGUUUUUCGAGCCCGAUGACACGAGUUCUAUCUUGAUCGAUGCAAAAGCAGGUGGGCUCCCAUUUGAGGGGAGUGUAGCGAUGGCUAUGGAGUCGGAGGAUCCUUAUAAGGAUUUCAAGAGGUCAAUGGAGGAGAUGGUGGAGAGUCAUGGGUUGAGAGAUUGGGAGUGUUUGGAGGAGUUGUUGGGAUGGUACUUGAGGAUGAAUGGGAAGAUGAAUCAUGGGUUUAUUGUUGGAGCUUUUUUUGAUUUGGUUGUUGGCAUUUCUGGUGCUUCUUGCUUUGAUUCUUCUACUUCUUUUUCUUCUGUUGAUUCUUCUUUCUCUUCACCUUCUUCUCCUCUGUGACUGUCUUCAAUAGCUGAGAAGGAGAUUGAAGAGGAAUACUAGAUGACAAUGUCUUAGCUUGUGUUGUUGAUUUCUUGUGUAUAUUAGUAGGUUAUUCGACAAAUAGGACAGUGCAACUAGAAAAUCAAUGCUCUCCCUCUCUCUCUAACACGCACACACAUGUACACACAAUUGUUCAAUGUAUCAGUCAAUUUUGAUACAACUGGACCUAAUUGUACGAGACUCAAAUCUCUCUAUGUCUAG